Molecule: messenger RNA, 420 nt
Organism: Fulvia fulva
Lineage: Eukaryota; Fungi; Ascomycota; Dothideomycetes; Mycosphaerellales; Mycosphaerellaceae
Exons: 3
Coding region: 1-420 (139 amino acids)
Source: RefSeq, a predicted model, not a curated record
AUGCCGAGAGGCGAUCAUGAUGUUGAGGCACGGGAUGGGCUAGAAGAGGUCGUGCAAGACAGUCGCAUCAAAGAGCCCGACCCGCUCUCCGCAAGUACUGCUGUCACAGAACACUAUUAUACCAACGUGCACCCAAACAAUUUUAUCAAGAUGCUUAAUAUGCUUCUGAACGCGGUGGUCUACACCCUCUUCGCAGUUGCCCCGGCACCAGCCCACAGUGCCGCUUUGGCAACGACGUCGUUGGGCUACUGCGUUAUCAACGGCACCCAGAUAUGCACGGUUCAAGAUGGACGGAGCCCACCCUCAUCGUUCACUGCAAACUGUGGACAGGCUUACCCAUGUACGGCCCAGAAUAACGAGUGUACCAUCCGCUUCAGAGGUGGCUUUGGCAGCGCCGUGUCUUCUGUUAUGUGCACCUAG